Molecule: messenger RNA, 2059 nt
Organism: Coniophora puteana RWD-64-598 SS2
Lineage: Eukaryota; Fungi; Basidiomycota; Agaricomycetes; Boletales; Coniophoraceae
Exons: 9
Source: RefSeq, a predicted model, not a curated record
AUGUCAGGUGGACAUAUCGACCUUCUCUGCAAGAUCUGGGAGUGCAUGAUGCCGAGCAACACUAGCUCACCCUUCCCCGACCACAAGACCAUGUACCGCACCAUUGACGCUAUUGAAGUCGGCAACAUUCCAUGGCAAUCGUUCAACAUCACCUAUCAGGGACCUCGUCCCAGCAACCAUGUUCCUCCGUGGAUGAAGGCAGAAUACGAUGUUUGGUUCCGCGACCCUCGGGAGAUACUCAAGCAGAUGCUCGCACGGCCGGAUCUUCAGGAGCACAUUGACCUCACACCAUAUUGUGACUAUGACGACUCGGACAUGCAUCAUUACGAGAACCUGUUGUCGGGUGAUUGGGCUUGGGACCAAGCGGUCCAAAUUUCCGAAGACCCAGACAACCACGGGGCAACGUUCAUCCCCUUUGUUCUUGGUAGUGACAAGACUACCGUCUCUGUUGCUACCGGGCACACAGAGUAUUACCCCUUGUAUAUCUCCCUCGGCAACGUCCACAACAACACUCGCCGCGCUCACCAAGACGCUCUCGCUCUCGCCGGCUUUCUUUCAGUUCCGAAAACAAACAAGACAUACAAUGUGGACCCUCAAUUCCGGCAUUUCCGGCGCCAGCUCUACCACUGCUCCCUCGCGACAAUCUUUGACGUCUUCAAAGCCGGGAUGAUGAAAUAUGAGGUGGUCCAAUUUGGCGACGGUUACCACCGGCGAGUGAUUUGGGGGAUCGGGCCUUACAUAGCAGACUAUCCCGAACAAGUCCUUCUCGCUGGUGUCGUUCAGGGCUGGUGUCCCCGAUGCCUGGCAUAUCCCGAGAACCUGGACGCCGAUGACACACUGCUGCGCUGCCGAGAGCACAACAACGCACUUGUGGAGGACUUCCAUCCGGUUAUGUUAUGGGAUUCUUAUGGUAUAAUAGCCAACGUUGUUCCAUUCACAAAUGACUUCCCCCGCGCUGACAUCCACGAACUUCUCGCCCCCGACAUUCUUCAUCAGCUCAUCAAAGGCACAUUCAAGGAUCACCUUGUUGAAUGGGUGGGCAAGUAUCUCGCCGACGUUCAUGGGAAAACGGAGGCUAAAAAGAUAAUGGAUGACAUUGAUCGACGAAUAGCGGUCGCGGCACCCUUUCCCGGUCUUCGUUGCUUUCCAGAAGGUCGAGACUUCAAGCAGUGGACGGGGGAUGAUUCUAAAGCGUUGAUGAAGGUCUACCUUCCUGCACUCGAAGGCCGCGUUCCCGAUGACGUCGUCAAGGCUUUCCGCGCCUUCCUGGAGUUUUGUUACCUUGUUCGCCGGAACGCGCUCACGGACAAGGACCUCGUUGACAUCCAAGACGCGCUCGAUCGUUUCCACCAUUACCGAACCUUUUUCACUGAGGCGGGCACUAUCACGUCCAUUUCCCUUCCACGUCAGCACUCCAUGACCCGCUACCGUUGGCUGAUCCAACAGUUCGGCUCUCCCAACGGCCUCUGUUCCUCCAUUACGGAGUCAAAACACAUUGAAGCUGUCAAGGAACCAUGGCGCCGGUCCAGCCGCUUUAACGCUCUCGGCCAGAUGCUCGUCACAAAUCAACGCCUCGACAAACUCAAGGCCUGUCGUCGCAACUUUGAUGUGCGGAACAUGAUCAUUCCGCUCACAGAGGGAUUCAAGGCCCUUCAACGUCUCGCCGCGGCUCUCGAUAACAUGAGUGACGAUCAAUCGACUGCCACAAGCGGCGACCUUUCAUUCCGGGAACCGCGUUCUCGGUCCCUUGACGAGCACCCAGAGGAUGUCGAGAUUGAUGGGGUAGAGCUACUUGCAGAGGUCACGCUUUCGGAUCGAUCCACUCCCGGCCGUCCCAAGACAAUUGAGGACCUUUCAGCGGAGACCAACGUGCCGAACCUCGACCGUCUCACUCGCCGGUUCCUCUUCAGCUUACUCCAUCCCCGAGAUCCCCGCGUACAGCUACGCUCCGUCCCUCUGAAGGAGUGCCCCGACCUUCCGAAGCGCAUCAAGGUUUUCAACUCCGCGCGUGCUGUCUUCAAGGCCCCAAGCGACCUCUGUGGGAUGUCAGGCAUGAAGA